Alligator sinensis (Chinese alligator) is the source of this 734-nucleotide messenger RNA. RefSeq names its product ribonuclease K (gene RNASEK). The record is from RefSeq and is a predicted model, not a curated record. The transcript has 4 exons. Gene Ontology annotation, molecular function: RNA endonuclease activity. Lineage: Eukaryota; Metazoa; Chordata; Crocodylia; Alligatoridae. Bases 81 to 383 code for a protein of 100 amino acids.
CCCCGCCCACUUCCGGACUGCACUUCGCAGCGGCAGGUCGGGUCGGGCCUCCCCCCCCAGCGGCCGGGACGGGCUCGGACAUGGUGUCGCUGCUGUGCUGCGGACCCAGGCUGGCCGCCUGCGGCAUCGUGCUCAGCGCCUGGGGGGUCAUCAUGCUGAUCCUGCUGGGCAUCUUCUUCAAUGUGCACUCGGCCGUGCUGAUCGAGGACGUGCCCUUCACUGAGGAAGACUUUGAUGACGUGCAUGGGCCGGAGAAGAUCUACCGCCUGUACGAGCAGGUCAGCUACAACUGCUUCAUCGCGGCCGGGCUCUACGUGCUGCUGGGCGGCUUCUCCUUCUGCCAGGUCCGGCUCAACAAGCGCAAGGAGUACAUGGUGCGCUAGGAGCCCCCAGCGCGGCCCCCUCCUCCACUGGGACCAGCUGCCACCUCCUUAUUUAUGACCCCCCUGGACCAUGGUCCUUUGCUCCCAUCCCCCUGCCCCCCCCCCCAAAAGCAGCUGCAUGGGCUCUGGGAAACAGGGACCCCUUGCUGGGAGCAGACUCCGCUCCUUGGACCAGCAAGAAGGGGAUUUGGGGGGAGUCUAGCACUCUAGUGCCUCCCCUUUCUGUGUGUGGUGGGGGGGUCUGAGCUGCAGGGAACCUGCUCCAGGGUUUUGCCACCUCUUCCCCAAAUGUGUCUGUCCCCCACCACCCUGGAGCUUCUUGUCUAGUGCAAUAAAUGGAGUUGGAUCCUG